This is a messenger RNA of Plenodomus lingam JN3, 1014 nucleotides long. RefSeq lists its product as uncharacterized. The record is from RefSeq and is a predicted model, not a curated record. Lineage: Eukaryota; Fungi; Ascomycota; Dothideomycetes; Pleosporales; Leptosphaeriaceae.
AUGCGGCUCUCUGGCUUAUUCGCAGCUGUAGCUGCAGCACUCCUUCCCGCAUAUGUAGCUGCAAAUCCUAUUGAGAAUGCUGCGCGUCAGACCAGUACAUAUGCAGGCUACCUCAUCUCCACCUUCUCCGAUCCAAAUCCUAGGGUUCAACUCUAUCUAUCCAAUGGCAACUCGGCUACCAAGUUCUUCAAGUUGAACAAGGGAAAAGAAGUAUUGACGUCUACGGUGGGAACAAGGGGCGUGCGAGACAUCUUCUUGACGACAAAUGAUGCAAGAACACAGUGGUACAUGUUUGCGACAGAUCUGGACAUCAACGCUCCAGGCUUCAACUGGGACGUUGCAACUCGCCAGGGCAGCCGAGGAAUUGUAGUCUGGUCCUCCAAAGACUUGGUCAAUUGGUCUGCUCCCAAACUCGUCCCACUCGAAGGUGCAAACGCAGGCAUGGUGUGGGCCCCCAGCGCCGUCUACGACUCUGCAUCCUCGCAAUUCUACGUCUUCUGGGCAUCAAGACUGUAUUCCUCAAAUGACCCAGGCCACACGGGCGUUGCAGGCCCCGACCGCAUUCGCUAUGCAACGACCAAGGACUUUGCUACCUUCAGCGCACCACGGGACUACUAUGCGCCCUCCGGCACACCCGUUAUCGACCAGGAAUUCCAAUACCUUGGGACUCCGGGACAUUAUGCGCGUUUCAUCAAGAACGAGACGGUCAAUCAAGUCUGGCAGGAGACUACCACGGGUGGCCUGUUUGGAAGCUGGAAACGAGUGCCAGGGUACGUUAGGGAGGGAAGUCCUUGGGAAGGCGCUGCGAGCUUUGCGGACAACUUGGUCAAGGGCAAAUACCAUCUUCUGCUGGACAACUAUGUGCAGUAUCUGCCAUAUGAGACGACGAAUAUUCAGUCACCAAGCUGGGGAGCAAGCAAUACGGAUGGAUGGCCUGCAGGUCUCAAGCAUGGAUGUGUUACACCGCUCACCAAGGCGGAGUAUGAUAGGGUUCUUGCUGCCUUCCCUCGGUAG